Molecule: messenger RNA, 1785 nt
Organism: Agelaius phoeniceus (red-winged blackbird)
Lineage: Eukaryota; Metazoa; Chordata; Aves; Passeriformes; Icteridae
Gene: C8A
Product: complement C8 alpha chain
Biological process (GO): complement activation
Cellular component (GO): membrane attack complex
Molecular function (GO): protein binding
Source: RefSeq, a predicted model, not a curated record
AUGUGGUGGGGCCUGGCUCAGCUCUGUGCCUGGAUCCUGUCUGUGUGCUCACUGGCUUUAACACCAGCCCAGGCGUGCAGGGAGCUCCAGGCACUGCCUUCACACAGAAGAAGCAGCAGAGAUGUUAAUUCUCCAGCUCCUGUUGACUGUCAGCUGAGCCAGUGGUCAGGAUGGACUGAGUGCUUCCCUUGCCAAGAGAAAAAACACCGGUACAGGCGGCUGGAGCAGCCGGCAGAGUUCGGAGGGCAACGCUGCGCGGGGCACCUCUGGGAUGAGCAAUCCUGCCGAGCUGAGACACCCUGCUCAGGGCCACCAGGGUGUGGGCAGGACUUCCAGUGCAAGGAAACAGGGCGCUGCAUUCAACGGCAUCUCGUGUGCAACGGAGACUGGGACUGCAGAGAUGGGUCUGAUGAGGAUAAUUGUGAGGAUGAAGAUAUUGAAAACCCUUGUGAACAUCUGUUCCCAAUCCCAGGGAUGGAAAAAAUAGUCCAAGGGUACAACAUCCUGACGGAGGAAGGGAGGCAGAAUGUUUAUGACCCGGGGUAUUUUGGAGGGUUCUGUGAGUACGUGUACAACGGGGAGUGGCGGGAGCUGCGCUACGACGCCGCCUGCGAGCGCCUGUACUACGGCGAGGAUGAGAAGUAUUUCCGCAAGCCCUACAACCUCCACUUCUACCAGUUCCUGGCUCAUGCUGAUUCUGGGUUUUCUUUUGAGUUUUACGAGGAUUCAAAGGACCUGCUUGAUGCCCUUAAAAGUGAUAAAUCCAGAUCAACAGGCUUCACCAUUGGAAUUGGGCCUGGAGGUUUACAUGUCAUGCUAAACCUGGGCCUCACUUUAUCAGGUGGCAAAGGAUCCCUGAAGAAUUUCACACAAUAUGAUGCAAAGAAUGUUGGGUUCAUUAGAGCUGUGACCAAGGUGCAGACAGCCCGCUUCAAGAUGAGGAGGGACAACAUUGUUUUGGAUGAAGAUAUGCUGCUCUCCCUGCAGGAGCUCCCAGACACCUACAACUAUGGCAUGUAUGCCAAAUUCAUCAACGACUACGGCACCCACUUCAUGACAUCUGGCACCAUGGGGGGGGUCUUUGAGUACAUCCUUGUCAUCAAUAAGGAGGAGAUGAGAAGAAAAGCCACCAGCAUGGAGGAGAUAAGUGCCUGUGUUGGGCUGUCCCUUGGCCUUACAGUCAGCAAGAACCUGGAUCUGGGUGUAAGCCUGACACACUCUAAAUGCAAACAGAAAGGACUCCUGAAUACUGAUGCUGAGAGCCACAGUGCAGUUGUGGAAGAUAUUAUUCCCCGGAUUAGAGGGGGAGACACCAGUUCCAGUGGAGGGCUCCUGAAGAGUUGGGAUGGCAAUAUGUACCGUCACUGGGGCAGGUCAUUAAAAUAUAAUCCUGCUGUUAUUGAUUUCCAGCUGCAGCCCAUCCACGAAAUCCUGCGCAGGAGCAGCCUCGGCCACAUGAGGAGCAAAGAGCAGCACCUGAGGAGGGCUCUGGAUGAGUUCCUGCUGGAAUUCAGCCCCUGUCGCUGCAGCCCCUGCCACAACAACGGGGAGCCCGUGCUGCUGGGGGACAGCUGCUCCUGCCACUGCCGCCCUGGCCACCGAGGAGCCGCCUGCCAGCACACCCAGCGCCCAGGCGGUGAGACGGACGGGCGCUGGAGCUGCUGGUCGGGCUGGUCCCCGUGCCAGGCGGGGACGGCGCGGCGCAGCCGGCACUGCUCCAACCCUGCCCCGCAGCACGGCGGGCAGCCCUGCGCUGGCAGAGACCUCCAGAGCAGAGCCUGCUGA